CUCUCAAAUGCAAUUUGGGUUGGAUUUGAACAGCGGUGAUGUUCAAAAUCCAGGCCCAAAUGAGGCAGACGGGGGUGCAGAAAUCCAGCAAUCUCAAUCAGUCGGUCAGUCUGAAGAGAAUCUGGAAGAUGAGGAGAUCUCUGGUGUGAUCUUUCAGGAGAUCAACUCCAGCAUGUAUAAGGUCGGUGAACUGCUGGCGGUAGACAGUUCAGUAUCUGUCUAUGAAGGAACCCGUGUGCAGGAUGACUUGAAGGUGCUAGUGAAAUACAUUAACACCAUGGAGCGGGUGGAUUAUAUCUUCAUCCCGGGUUAUCCUCCACCCCUUCCCCGUCAGGUGGGUCUUCACCUACUUGCCUGUCAGGGAGACGUCGUUCAUGAGAUUCUGCAGCUCGUGGACUGGCAGGAGUUUCCCGACCGCCUGGUCAUGGUGCUGGAGCGCCCUUCUCCUUGUGAGGGUUUAGACGAGUUUCUCGCCAGUAAAGGGGGAGAGCUUGAUGAGCUGUCAGCCAAGGAGAUCAUGUGGCAGGCAACCUGGGCUGCCCACAUGUGCUGCAAGCGGGGUGUUUUCCAUCGGGAUAUCAAGCUGAAGAACUUCUUCAUAAAAGCAGACACCCUGGACCUCAAGCUUGACAACUUUGGGUGCGGAGAGCUGCUUCAUAAGUCUGCCUACAAGACUUUUACAGGAACGAGAGAUUAUUUCUGCCCUGAGUUCUUCCGAACGGGCGAAUACUAUGGAAAGCCGGCGACGGUGUACUCGCUCGGGGUGUUGUGUUUGCAAUGUUGCGCGGGAAAUUCCCCGACUGCAAUGACAGGAACUCGAUCUGGUCUAAAGACGGCUUGACUGAAG
Triplophysa dalaica is the source of this 847-nucleotide messenger RNA. RefSeq names its product serine/threonine-protein kinase pim-1-like. Lineage: Eukaryota; Metazoa; Chordata; Actinopteri; Cypriniformes; Nemacheilidae. The record is from RefSeq and is a predicted model, not a curated record. Gene Ontology annotation, molecular function: ATP binding; protein serine/threonine kinase activity. Gene Ontology annotation, cellular component: cytoplasm. The transcript is spliced from 5 exons. Gene Ontology annotation, biological process: negative regulation of apoptotic process; protein autophosphorylation; regulation of mitotic cell cycle. The coding region runs from base 8 to 841 and encodes 277 amino acids.